Messenger RNA from Chenopodium quinoa (quinoa), 522 nucleotides. RefSeq lists its product as uncharacterized. The record is from RefSeq and is a predicted model, not a curated record. The transcript has 4 exons. Bases 1 to 522 code for a protein of 173 amino acids. NCBI's taxonomy places the organism in Eukaryota, Viridiplantae, Streptophyta, Magnoliopsida, Caryophyllales, Amaranthaceae.
AUGGGUUGCAUAGUAAAAUUCAGCGUUGACCGUUACUUUUUGAAUUCGGAAGUUGUCGCCGAAGAUGAGUUGGAAUUCGUGAAGUUCGCUAAUGUUUCCGGCGAAGCAAAGGAUGCUUGGGUUUUCGAUGGUGUUGAAACCCUUCGCUUUAAUUUACCUUAUUAUGAGCAUGGAUAUGGACCCUAUUUAGGUGUUUCAGAAACUUUUAAAGCUAAUAUGAAUGAAAAGAAGCUCAAUCUUGGUGUUGGAGCCUAUCGAACCGAAGAAAUCCGGCCUUGCGUACUGAAUGUUGUCAAGAAGGUGGUGUAUUGGAAGGAUGAGUUUGGCUUCAUGUUAGCUGACAUUUUGAAACAAAAUAAAGUAAAUGAUUCAGGCAUGAGAUUUGAUCCCGGGGUAAGGACAGUUGAUUUCGAUAGGUUUAUAGCCGAGUAUGAGAAUGAUCAUACUUCUUGUUCUUUGUCUACUUUGAUUAAUUUUACAGCAACUGAGGAGGAGAUCGAGGAGGCUCUUUACCGAAUUUAA